AUGAAUCAACUCAAUGGCUCCGUGGUUUCUGAGUUUGUGCUACUGGGUCUCUCCGAUUCUUGGGAAAUGAGGGUUUUUCUCAUGUUGACAUUCUCCUUGCUCUACUCAGGAAUUAUUCUGGGAAACCUCUUCAUUGUGUUUUUAGUCAUUGCUGACUCUCACUUGCGCUCUCCUAUGUAUUUCCUGCUGGCCAACCUGUCCUUGACCGAUGUGUGUCUUUCUUCCAUCGCAGUUCCCAAGAUGAUCUCAGAUCUUUUAAAAGAAUACAAAGUAAUUUCUUUCCAAAGCUGUAUGACACAGAUCUGCUUCAUCCACAUCAUAGGAGGUGUGGAGAUGGUAUUGCUCAUAACGAUGGCAUUUGACAGAUACACAGCAAUCUGUAAGCCUCUUCACUACUUAACCAUUAUGAGCCCUAAAAUCUGUGUUUUGUUUGUGGUCCUUGGCUGGGUCACAGGAGUGAUCCAUGCCAUGUCUCAGUUUUCAUUUGUCAUAAACUUGCCUUUUUGUGGUCCUAACAAAAUAGAUAGCUUUUAUUGUGACUUCCCACGGAUUAUAAAACUUGCUUGCACAGAUGAUGCCAAGUAUGAGUUGGUGAUCGCUGCCAACAGCGGGUUCAUGACCAUGGGCACCUUCCUCCUGCUGCUCCUGUCCUAUGCCUUCAUUCUGGUCACGGUGUGGAAACGGUCUGCAGGGGACGUAUCCAAGGCACUCGUAACUCUGUCAGCUCACAUCACUGUGGUUGUUCUGUACUUCACCCCAUGCAUAUUUCUCUAUGCAUGGCCCUUUCCAACAUCAUCAAUUGACAAAUAUCUGUUUAUUGCUAACUUUGCUAUCACCCCUGCCUUAAAUCCUGUCAUCUACACAUUAAGAAACAAAGACAUAAGGGUAGCAGUUCAAAGACUGAGGAAACAGGGUCAUUUUGGCAGACUUUGCUGA
Perognathus longimembris pacificus (Pacific pocket mouse) is the source of this 936-nucleotide messenger RNA. Its product is annotated as olfactory receptor 4F15-like. Gene Ontology annotation, molecular function: G protein-coupled receptor activity; olfactory receptor activity. The transcript has a single exon. Gene Ontology annotation, biological process: G protein-coupled receptor signaling pathway. Bases 1 to 936 code for a protein of 311 amino acids. NCBI's taxonomy places the organism in Eukaryota, Metazoa, Chordata, Mammalia, Rodentia, Heteromyidae. The record is from RefSeq and is a predicted model, not a curated record. Gene Ontology annotation, cellular component: membrane.